AUGUUGACGAAACUCUCAAUUAGACAGCGAGCACUCGCGUAUAGCUCGUAUAUGUAGCCGAGCCCCUCUAUACCCUUGCAAGUUCCGUAUUAGUAUCUACAGAUGGCUACACUGCUUCAUAUAAAUAGUUUACCGGCGGUAUUCACUAUCAGGAGACACUUAACACUUUUACUAAUUUAUUUCUUCUCCUUCUCCACCAGUAAGAAAACAAAAGUUGUGAAAAGCGCGAAAAGGGAUAUUCAAUAUGGCGGCCAACGUGAACAUCUCUACUUUCACGAUAUUCAACAACUUACCGCAUGAGCUACGUCUACUCAUUUGGGAAUACGCUCUUCCCGAGGACAUCCCAGAAGUAUGUAUCCCGUGGCCUCUAGAAGAAGUGAAGCUAUCCUACGGUCCCAAUACCUCUUCUCACAUUCCUACCUCACAACAACCUACAUACCUCCCCUUCCUCGUAGACACAGGCUUCCCCAAAUUAAUGCACGUUUGCCACGAGUCGCGCGAGGUCACCAUAUCACACACGCGGUUCCGCUACUCGCCCAUCGCCGGUUGUCCCGUCCCAUUCCGCGCUUUUCGACCGGAUCUCGAUAUCUUGUACAUAACCGUAUGCCGAUCUCCUGGGGGUGAGGACAUUGGGCCGCGCUGGGGUGUGUAUCCCCCGGGGACUAGACAUAUCGCUCUCGAUUUGCAUUCGAUUAAAGACGGCACCGAGUUAUGGAGAUUGCUGGGCCACCCAGAUCUCGACGUGCGAACUCUGCGCUGCGUGUUACCUGCAAUCGACCGCACGGCCUUGACUACAGGAGACCGCUUCCGCCCGCCGGUUCGUCGGUGCCGGCUUGGAAUCGAGGUAAAUCCGCCUGCCGAGUCCCAAAAUUCGUAUGGUGAAUACGGUAAUGCCGUGUUCGUGGACCAUGGAUUUGAUAAUAAGGUGAUGGUCGGUCUAGGGCAAUACUUUGAGAAUAUACAGGAGAAUGCGGGUCUAGACCCCUCCGAGUUCACGUGGGAUCCAUUCACAACUAUUCCCCCUGAAUAUAGACGUCGGUGGGAUCCAGAGAGGAAACGAUAUGAUGUCGAGUUCCAUCUACAGGCGUUCGUGGAGUGGCGCGGCAAAGAGUGGGUUCUGAGUUCAGAGCAUUUGGUAUGCUUUGAGCAUCAAUUCAAUGAAGCUAUCCCGCCAUACUCGAUCAUUAAGUUUAAUGAAAUCGAGCCGUAUCGUGUGAGCGAAGAGGAGAUGUGGACGCCAUUGAGGAAUCCGGAGAUGUUUCGGGUUAAUGAUAUUCAACAAAAUGAGGUGCCGGUCGAAUGGCGAUAAGAGGGAAGAAAUGUGUGGACUCGAUUUCUUAACAUAUGAUAUUAGGAUUAUUCAACUACUCCUAUUUGGCAUAUUCUUUGCAUUACUUUCAUACGGCUUGAAUAGG
Hypoxylon trugodes is the source of this 1415-nucleotide messenger RNA. RefSeq lists its product as uncharacterized. The record is from RefSeq and is a predicted model, not a curated record. Bases 245 to 1309 code for a protein of 354 amino acids. NCBI's taxonomy places the organism in Eukaryota, Fungi, Ascomycota, Sordariomycetes, Xylariales, Hypoxylaceae. The transcript has a single exon.